This is a messenger RNA of Ilyonectria robusta, 972 nucleotides long. Its product is annotated as cytokine-induced anti-apoptosis inhibitor 1, Fe-S biogenesis-domain-containing protein. The record is from RefSeq and is a predicted model, not a curated record. Bases 1 to 972 code for a protein of 323 amino acids. Gene Ontology annotation, molecular function: iron-sulfur cluster binding. The transcript is spliced from 2 exons. Lineage: Eukaryota; Fungi; Ascomycota; Sordariomycetes; Hypocreales; Nectriaceae. Gene Ontology annotation, cellular component: cytoplasm. Gene Ontology annotation, biological process: iron-sulfur cluster assembly.
AUGAUUGACCCGAGCGACGACUUCGUCCCGUCGACUCCUUCGACCUCGCCACCCAAGCGCACCCUCCUUCUAGCGCCUCCCUCUCUCGCAUCGCACUCCUCCGCCCUCACGUCUGUUCUAUCCGACUAUGACCGCUCCGUCACCGAUCUCCAGAUGCUCGACCGUCUCUCCGCGGGACUGGUCAACCUGCCGACCUCCACCUACGACCUCGUCCUGAUCCUGGCGGAUGCCUCCUCCAUGCUGGGCGAGUCUCUCGCCUUGAUGAACCGAACCGUCCUCGGCCCCGUUGCUGAAGCACUCAAGCCCAACGGUCGAUUGCAGGGGCAGAACGGAAACAACUUGGAGGAGUCGACGCUGUCAAAGGAGGCAGUCCUGGCCGGUCUGGUUGCCUCCCGAGGAGGCUUCGAGAAGCCCGACUACGGCGAGAGCGAAGGUGUCGUUAGCCUAAAGUUCGGAAGCAAGAAGAAGAAGAACCAGGGUGGAUUUACUUUUGGAGAUGGGUCGGUUUCUCUUAAGAGGAGUGCGCCCAAGGUUGAGCCACCAAAGCCUGUUGCCCCCGCCGGUGUCGGCUUCAUCGACCUGAGCGACGAUUUCGACGACGACGACCUCAUCGACGAGGAUGACCUCAUGACCGAGGAAGACCUCUUACGCCCCAUCAACAUCCCCGCCGAGUGCCAGCCCAAGCCCGGCAAGCGAAGGCGCGCCUGCAAGGAUUGUUCGUGUGGUCUUGCCGAACGCCUCGUCGCCGAAGACGAUGCCAAGCGUGCCGAAGCCGACAAGAAACUCGAGAGCGUCAAGCUUGCCUCUGACGAUCUGGCGGAAGUCGACUUUACCGUCCAGGGCAAGGUGGGCUCCUGUGGCAACUGCGCCCUGGGCGAUGCAUUCCGAUGCGACGGCUGCCCCUACGUCGGUCUGCCGCCCUUCAAGCCCGGCGAGGAGGUUCGACUGCUGAACAUGGAUAUCCAACUGUAA